AUUGAAUGCGAAACCGAAACAACUCAUUGUUUUUAUGAAUUGGACGCCGAUUGCCGUCGAGUGGCGAAUGCACUCAAAGACUUGGGCCUCAAAGAGGGCGACAUAUUUGGGGUCUUAGGGGAGAACAGCUAUGAAUAUCUGGUCCUCUAUAUGGCCGGUAUAAUAGCCGGCGCUGUUGUCUACGGCAUAUCGUCCACAGAAUCAUUUCAGAAUGUUUCCAAUAAAAUCAUUCAACAAAAUAUCAAACUUAUAGCCAUUUCUUACAACUGUAUAUCGUAUGCCGAAAGGAUCAGUGAUGGCAUUCCUAUCACACAAACAAUAAUUGUGUUUAACGGCGGGAAGAAGACAAAUGACAAGUAUAGGCUAUACCAGGAUCUCUUGGACUCGUAUCAAUUUGAGCCCUUUAACGACGAGAUGAUAGCCAUACCUCACGACCCGAAACAGACAGAGUGUCUAAUACUGAGCUCCAGUGGGUGUGUGAGUGGUUGCCCAAAGUCAGUGGUGUAUAGCCAUCACAGUGUGGUGUCGGCGCUGGAGAUGACAUCCUAUCCGCAGUACAUGGGCUACACUCAGACCGAAGUGGUCUCAUCUCACUGUGAAUUCGCGCAUCAAAUGUCAAUCUUUCAAAUAUUUACAGCCAUUUCCACGGGAAGUAAAAUCGUAUUAAUGCCCAGAUUUGAAAUAAAACAGUUCAUUCAUUACGUGAAAAAGUAUAAAAUAAGCGCCGCUUUACUGAACCCGUCGGCCAUUGUAUCGCUGGUGAAGGCGCCGGACGAAAGCGCGGACAUACCGUCGCUCAUCAAAAUAAUAAGCUGUGGAUCUGUUUUACCCAAAACUAUUGCCAAACAAUUUAUCGCUCGUUAUAAACACGUGAAGGAUCUGAGGCAAGCCUUGUUUGACACCCGAUGUAUGGCUCCCAUCACUUUGCUGGCCAAGAGUGCCUUCGCCUACGAGUCCGCUGGCGUUGCCUUUCCUGACACUAAAAUAAUGGUCAAAGCGUUGGGAAACGGGGAUCAGUUGAGCGCUAAUCAAAUCGGCGAGAUUUGUGUUCACAAGGAUUUUGGUUUCUGCAGACGUUAUCUAAAUAUAAGGGACGCACCGGAAGGGCUCGUGGACUCCGGCGGAUGGCUUCAUACGGGAGACCUCGGCUAUUACGACGAGGACCGGCACUUAUACGCCAUCGGCUCUCUCGAUGAGAUGAUUAAAUCCAAUAACGUAUUGAUAGCGCCGUCGGAACUGGAGAUCCCACUCCUCGGCCACAGCGCUGUCUCCGAAGCGGCCGUUAUUGCCGUUCCCGACGACGAGUCCGGACAGACGGCCGUCGGUUUCGUUGUCUUAAAGGAGGAAAUUGACGUCCAGUUGAUGAACUCCUUUACCGGCGAUAAUAUAAUGAAUACAAUAAACAGUAAGUAA
Molecule: messenger RNA, 1413 nt
Organism: Medioppia subpectinata
Lineage: Eukaryota; Metazoa; Arthropoda; Arachnida; Sarcoptiformes; Oppiidae
Source: the annotation of a GenBank genome assembly